CGCUCGUCGUCCCUCCAUCUCGCAACGCACAGGUAGCGGAGGUAGCCUGGUCUGUGUCGCGGAUUGUUAUCGUCGCCGUUACUUAUGUUCCCACUCGCGCUGUGAAUAGUGUGAUUUCCACGUUUUCUAUUUCCAUUGCCUCGCACGCGCUCCCCGAGGGCCAGAUUCCCCGUGCUCGCGUCGCAUGAGGCACGGCGAGAUCGCUUGGUCGCUCACUCCCUUCCGUCGACGGGCACUCUCGCCGCCAGGAUGCCGAAGAGGAAACACCAGGCCCUCAUAGAUUCCGACAGCAGCGGGAGCGCGUCGGAGAGCGGCUCGGACUUGGACAAUGAUCUGUUGUCACUGGCAAAGAAAAAGAAAGGAAAGUCCCAAGAUGAUUCUCAGUCAAACGAGGAUAAUGCAUCUAUUAAGAAAGACAUCAAACACGAGUCGGAUAUAUCAGAUUCUGAUGAUAACUGGAAUAACAAAGCUGGAAAAACGAAGAAGAAAAAAGCGUCAAAGAGAAGCAAACGAAAGAUGACUAAGUCCAGCUCAGAGGACAGUGCCAGUGAGAAGGAACCAGCUAAACAGCUUUCAGAGCCAGAAGAAGGUGAGGUAUCGGAUUCCGAUCCGGGUGGUUCCAGUUCGAGCCAAGAAGAAUUCAACGAUGGCUACGACGACAAGCUCAUGGGAGACGCGGAGGAUCAGGCUAGACUUGCGCAAAUGACCGAGAAGGAACGCGAACAGGAAAUUUUCAAACGAAUCGAGCAGCGCGAGAUUAUGAAAACCAGAUUUGAAAUCGAGAAAAAGCUGAGAAUGGCCAAGAAGCAAGAGCUGAAGAAGCAGAAGGAAUCGAAAAAGAAGGAGAAGGGCGUCGAGGAGAAGCAGAAAAUAGAUCGGGCGCCGGAUCCUAAGGAGAGAAGUAAAGACCGCAAGAAGACGAUAGAGGAGAAGCAAGACAAGAAGUUCCAUGCGAUGUCGUUGCUCAAAGCUAGACGCGAGGAGAAGAAGGAACGAGAGGAAAAGGAGAAACAGAGGAUAGAGCAGCAGCAGCAACAGUCAAAGGACAUGGAGGAAGAGGAGUUGGACGACGAUCAUAAGAGUGGUGCGAACAAAACGAAACUCAAGGCCUCCGAUAUAUAUUCCGACGACAGCGGUUCGUCGGACAGCGGAGAGGAAGAGGAAGUCGCUAAACCGACGUCUCAGCGUCGAUCGUCCACGAGUGAGAGUCGCGAUUCGGAUUCCGACAACGAUAAAAAAUCGAUCACUAGCAGCAAAGCCAGACCCAAGAAGCCAGUGUACAUCAGUACUAAGGAAGAUCUAAACAAGAUUCGACUGUCCCGUCACAAGAUGGAGAGAUUCGUUCACCUGCCCUUCUUCGACCGAGUGGUGCAGGGUUGCUUCGUAAGAAUAGGAAUUGGCAACAACAACGGUAAACCUGUCUACCGAGUGGCCGAGAUAAGCGGCGUGUGCGAGACGGGGAAGAUUUAUCAGCUCGGCGGCACGCGGACGAACAAGGGGCUGAAGUUGCGUCACGGCGCGCAGGAGCGCGUAUUCAGGUUGGAGUUCGUCUCGAAUCAGGAAUUCACGGAUUCCGAGUUCUUCAAGUGGAAGGAGACCUGCGCGCUGCAGGGAAUAUCGACGCCCACGUUCGACGAGGUCGAGCAGAAGUUGAAGGACAUCAAGGAGGCGCUGGUGUACGAGUUCAAGGAGGAGGACAUAGAGAAGAUAGUGCGCGAGAAGGAGAGAUUCAAGCAGACUCCCUACAAUUACGCGAUGAAGAAGGCGCAGCUGAUGAGAGAACGCGACGCGGCCAAUUGCAGAGGGGACGACGAGACGGCCAGUCGACUUAAUCAGGAGUUGAGCGAACUGGAGGAGCGCGCGUCGGAACUGGAUAAGAUGCGCACGGCAACGAUUUCCAGUAUAUCGUACAUAAACGAUCGCAACCGCAAGAAAAACGUGGAGGAGGCUGAGAAGGCCAUAAUGGAAGAACUGAAGGCUAACAAGGGUAAGAAGGUCGACGACCCGUUCACCAGGCGAAGUACCAAGCCGAGGAUGGUGUACAAGCCGGAGGAUGACUCUGAAGUGGUGGCGACGAUUCCGGUAAAUGACAAAUCGAAUCCUCAUCCGGCUGGAGAUUCAGGGUCGGCUGACAAGGAGAAUGGGCAGGAUUCCAAGAAGAAGCAGAGCACAGAAGACCUGUUCAAUGCGCACGAUUUCGAUAUAACAAUCGAUUUGGAGGUUCCUAUUCCAAACAAUCCCGUUAGCGUUUUACCGAAGCCCAUUAAUAACAUCAAGGAUACAGGACCUCGCCGAUCGUUAAAUCUAGAAGAUUACAAAAAGAAACGCGGUCUUAUCUAACAGUGCAUACGUCUUUAAUAUCGUAGAGAUAUGAUAAGGCCACUAUUGUGUCGGAAGGUUGUCUAGCAAUUAAAAAUGUUAUCACCUCGUUUCGUCUCUGUCGAAUGUUCCGUUUAACAAGAACGGAGGGCACGUAUUCGUAAUGGUUGACUGAGAGAUUGUAGGUUAUUUUUAACAUUUGCAAUGUUACGACUAAUAGCGAAUUCAUCUAUUUAAUACGUUGAGUGGUUAACGGUUUGCUAAUUCUAUACACGCCGGAUUAACGCUGGUAUUGUAUUACAGUUACUUAUUAAUAAAUAAAGGAAUAUUAACGAAACAAACUAUACGAUACUUGAUGGCGUUUAGAAUUAAUAAUAUGAUGUCAGAUUAAUGACUAUAUCCGCGCAUUCGGAUAUGUAACUUUAUGUACGAUAUAUGGUCAUUGCUGUCAUAUUAACAUGUAUGUCACUUAAUUGAAGUUCCAAUACGCGCUCUUCAAUUCAGGUAAUUAUUCGCCGUAUAAAUAGAAUUGGUAACUACCACGAACAUUUAUCGUGACACUCAACGUAUUAAAGAGGUUCAAUUAAGAAGGUUCCAACGAAUCGGUUCCUAUUACAUACUCCAAAUAGCGAUGAUGCUGUUGCUAGAUGGAAAAUAUGAUCACAAAUGCAACGAUUGCAUCACACAGAGCAAUUGUUUGAUAAUUGCAGUACUUAAGGAAUAAGGUAUAUUAUUUGGUUUAUCGCGAAAAAAAUAUUAUCUUACGUUUUAUCACACAUCUUCCAAUACCAUAUAUGGUGGGAAAACUAUAUCUUAUACUUAACUGGAAAGGAAAGAGAGAGAGAGAGAGAGAGAGAGAAGAAACGAAGAAAGACAUAUUUGUACUGAAAUAAUGAAGUUAUUUACCAAAUAACUAAAAUACUUCGUACAAAUAAAAAUAUAUUGUUUAUAUAAGAAUUAACUUUAUGUUGUAAGUGAUAUAGGAUUUUAUGUUAUACACGAUAGAAUAAAGAUCAUGCUAAAAGGCCAUUUUAUCAAAAAAAAUACGUAUAACUUCAACGUAAAUACAACAAUACUAUACAUUAAUAUAAAUUAGAUACACUUAUAUCUUUUUAAUUGCACAUAUUCUGUACGUUUUACCGCAGGUGUAUUAUUCAUUAAUGUACAGUAUAUUGUCAUUUCAACAUCUCUCUCAAUUUACUGCCUAGAUACCAUAUAUAAUUCAUUAUUUUCUAUUGAGGAACAGCAAAACUUGUAUAUAAAUAUUUUUGAAUUAUAAUUUUUAUCGUUUGAGACCCUAUUAAUGCGAUAGUGAGAAAAAGUAUUUUUUAGCAAUAUCGAUUUUUUUUUCGUUUGAAAAAUUAAGAAACUAAAAUAGGUUAAUAUAACUGCCUGUCGCUUACGUAUUUUUUUAUUACUUUAAUAUCGCCGAAAAAGAUUGUGUCAAACGUACGAAAUAAUGUUUCGGUUUUAUAACUGUAUUUAUGACUAUGACAUGUAGAAAGUAUGUAUAAAACGAAUGUUACAUCGUAUUAUAUUAUAACAAGAC
Messenger RNA from Wasmannia auropunctata (little fire ant), 3868 nucleotides. It is a transcript of the gene Rtf1, whose product is annotated as RNA polymerase-associated protein RTF1 homolog. Gene Ontology annotation, cellular component: Cdc73/Paf1 complex. The coding region runs from base 250 to 2340 and encodes 696 amino acids. NCBI's taxonomy places the organism in Eukaryota, Metazoa, Arthropoda, Insecta, Hymenoptera, Formicidae. The record is from RefSeq and is a predicted model, not a curated record. The transcript is spliced from 7 exons. Gene Ontology annotation, molecular function: RNA polymerase II C-terminal domain phosphoserine binding; DNA binding.